UAAACAUGAAUGCGUCCUGCAGGCUGGCUUUAGUUUCAGUUUAAUCAACCUCGUUUUAUUUGCGUGUUUUAGGUCUGUCGUGUGCCGUUAGGAAUUGAACUACGAAUAACUGCGAAUAAAUUUGCCUGCGUUCUGCACUGCAGCAGAGCUACGGCUUCGGUUAUGACCUCGUCCAUACUCCCGUUCAGCUGCAGACUGUGUUCAUAUCGCAGCCUAACCUCUAGAACUUCAGGGGGACCAUGGAAUAUUUGCGCUUCUGCAAAAGAGCAAGAACCAAGAGCUGCAGGCUUGUAUCGGAGGAGCUUUUGUCCAGGUCAAAGUUCAGCAGCUGCUCCAAAACAAGCUCUUCUCAGCGGCCCUUGGUGGAAUGGCGUCCGUGGCUUGUUUGGCGGCGGCGGCGGUGCCGUUGACAGGCAGCAGACUCUGGAGGACAUCGCCGAAAACAUCCGAGAGUUGAAGUGCAGGCGGGUGGUGGUGAUGGCCGGAGCGGGGAUCAGCACGCCGAGCGGCAUCCCAGACUUCAGGUCCCCAGGCAGCGGCCUGUACGACAACCUGCAGCAGUAUGACCUGCCCUACGCCGAGGCCAUAUUCGAGAUCGACUUUUUCCACCACAACCCGAAACCCUUCUUCGCCCUGGCCAAGGAGCUGUACCCGGGGAACUACCAACCCAACCUGGCGCACUACUUUGUCCGUCUGCUUCACGACAAGGGUCAACUUCUCAGGAUGUACACACAGAAUAUCGACGGCUUGGAGAGAUUGGCAGGGAUUCCUCCUGAGAUGUUGGUGGAGGCCCAUGGCACAUUCGCCACCGCUACCUGCACCGUCUGCCGAAGGAACUACGAGGGCGAGGACCUCCGCCCAGAUGUGAUUAGGGGGACGGUGCCCAAGUGCCCGACCUGUAAAGGAGUGGUGAAGCCCGAUAUCGUCUUUUUCGGAGAGCAGCUCCCGCAGAACUUCCUCAAGUACAUGAGGGACUUCCCUCUGGCUGACCUGCUGAUCAUCAUGGGGACCUCACUGGAGGUGGAGCCAUUUGCCAGUCUGGCAGGAGCUGUGCGUGGAUCUGUACCUCGCCUCCUCAUAAACAGGGACCUGGUCGGACCCUUUGGGUUGGGAGCCACCCGGCCGAAUGACGUGGUUCAGCUGGGGGACGUGGUCAGUGGCGUGCAGGCCCUGGCCGAUGCCCUCGGUUGGACUCGGGAGCUGGGGACCCUGAUGGCUGCCGGCACUGGAAAGGUGGCGGGGCCCACAGAAGACUGAGACCAGCUUGGACAUGACUUCAUACAUGUUCCAGGGUUAUGUGGGUCAAUCAAGUUGCAUUUUUUUUAUAGCGCUUUUCUAGCUGCAACAGCCACUCAAAGCGCUCUCUCUCAAGACAGACAACGUGCAGUGGUCGUGAAAAACCUAGAAAUGUCAUUGAAUUUGAAAUGUAGAAUUUUGGAAAAGUCACGGGAAUCCAACUAAAGCAGCAUGAACUCAUUGACCAAUUAAACAAAAAAAACAGCUGGGUGAACCAUUACAGUUUGUCUGGGUAUGCUAACACGUGCCUGCGCUGGCUAUCUCUACCAGUUAGCUAGCUAGCCUGUCAACAGUUUCAACCAUCUGACUUCAGAUGGACAAGUUCAAAAUAUGGCUUGCCAAAGAUGUUGAUGGUAGAGUGGCCGUAAUCAGUAUGUGAAAUAUAGACUCGAUGCUCACAUCAUAAAUACAUUAAAACACACCUUUCAGUGGCAGUUAUAAAGAAGAGUUUCUUCUGGUCAUGGAGAUUAAGCUGCAAGUUAUGGAGAAGUGAGAAGGUGUAUGAGCUGUGAUGGAGGUGGGCAUCUGAGAAGGUGUAUGAGCUGUGAUGGCGGUGGGCAUCUGAGAAGGUGUAUGAACUGUGAUGGCAGUGGGCAUCAUGUCUCAUGCCAAUGGCGACUCAUACUGGCACAGAAAGAAAUUAUGAAAUGUCAGAUGUUUUGUGAUUUUCUUCAUUUGAUUAGGGAUGUUUUCUAAUUGGUAUCAAAUAUCAGGGAAAAGUAGAUUGUUUCUGAAUUAAAGCUUU
Molecule: messenger RNA, 2041 nt
Organism: Lampris incognitus (smalleye Pacific opah)
Lineage: Eukaryota; Metazoa; Chordata; Actinopteri; Lampriformes; Lampridae
Gene: sirt3
Product: sirtuin 3
Exons: 8
Coding region: 163-1257 (364 amino acids)
Molecular function (GO): histone deacetylase activity, NAD-dependent; NAD+ binding
Source: RefSeq, a predicted model, not a curated record